Molecule: messenger RNA, 690 nt
Organism: Cannabis sativa
Lineage: Eukaryota; Viridiplantae; Streptophyta; Magnoliopsida; Rosales; Cannabaceae
Exons: 1
Coding region: 1-690 (229 amino acids)
Molecular function (GO): zinc ion binding; nucleic acid binding
Source: RefSeq, a predicted model, not a curated record
AUGGAUGGGAAGUUAAUGAAGCAAGAGAAAUCACAGGUGGGGAAAUCGUGCCUCAUGGGCAGGUUUUGCUCUAACAAGAACAUGAACAGAUCCCUCAUUCGGACUAUCCUGGGAAGAGUCUGGGGCUUAGCGGAAGUGGAUUGGGGAGUGAAGAUCAAAAGGGUCACAACUGAAGCUACGUUUAUGAUUUUCUCUUUCAAGAAUGAAAAUGAUUUGAAAAGUAUUGUGAAUAAGUCACCAUGGCUGUUGAACAAUGGAGUAUUGAUUCUUCAACGAUUCUCAAAGAUUUCGACGAAGUGGGAGGACGAAUUGACCCGCUUUCUUUUGACGGGGAGGGUGUUAAAUCUUCCUACGAAAUCAAUAACUCGGAACAAUAUGCUACGGUUAGCAUCAAUGGCGAGCGAGGUCAUUGAAAUCCAAAAAGAAGAAGUAACUAAGAUUACUUUGAAUGGUUUUUUCUGGUUCAAAGUAUGGAGUUCGAUUGAUAAACCUAUUUGUUCGGGGUUUCUUUUUCCGAGUUCUAGGGGGCGGGUUUGGUUGCCGUUCAGGUAUGAACGAUUACCCUUUAUGUGCUUCAGCUGCGGGCGAGUAGGUCACGACUUCAGGACAUGUGCAAAGAAACCUGAGAAAAUUUCUGAUGGUGAGAGUAAAAGUUCAGCGGCCUAUGGUGCGUGGUUGAAAGUUGAAUAG